Salvia splendens (bonfire salvia) is the source of this 618-nucleotide messenger RNA. Its product is annotated as norbelladine synthase-like. Gene Ontology annotation, molecular function: signaling receptor activity; protein phosphatase inhibitor activity; abscisic acid binding. The record is from RefSeq and is a predicted model, not a curated record. NCBI's taxonomy places the organism in Eukaryota, Viridiplantae, Streptophyta, Magnoliopsida, Lamiales, Lamiaceae. Gene Ontology annotation, cellular component: cytoplasm; nucleus. Bases 16 to 498 code for a protein of 160 amino acids. Gene Ontology annotation, biological process: abscisic acid-activated signaling pathway; defense response. The transcript has 2 exons.
AACCGGAAAUCGAAGAUGUACGGAACAAUGUCCGCUGAGAUGACGGUUGAUGUACCGCCAACUGAAGCGUGGAAGGUCUACGGCACACGACAGCUCCCGGAAGUGGCGGAGGAAGCCAACUCCGACUUUAUAAGCCGGGUCGACGUCGUCCAAGGGGACGGCGGCGCCGGAACUAUUCUCGAGGUCGUUUUUCGUCCAGGGAUGGGUGCGGGAAUGAAUUCGUUCAAGGAGAAAUUCAUAGUGGUGGAUAACGAGAAGCGUGUGAAGGAGGCCAAGGUUGUGGAAAGUGGAUUUUUGGAUCUAGGGUUCAAGCUGUAUCGUAUGAGAUUCAAUGUGAUAGAGGUGGAGGGAAACGAGAAGCAGUGUAUAACUCGAUCUACGAUCGAGUACAAGCUCAAAGAGGAAGCUGCAGCGAAUGUUGAAAUCGCUUCCAUUAAACCAUUCACUGGCCUCAUGCUACUCUGUGCUAAGUAUUUUCUCCGCAACAAUGACAAUUGAUCAACUAUAGCUGCAACAAUGACAAUUGAUCUAAUAUUAACUUGGGAACGCGUGUUUUACUUUCAUGUUUACUAAAAUAAAUUCCUCCUACUAUAUAUCUUUGUAUUUCAUUUUCUCUCU